GGGGACGAGCAGCGGGGACGGGGUGCAGGGAGGUGUGAGAGCAAAAUGGCAGGAAACAGCCUGGUGCUGCCCAUCGUUCUGUGGGGGCGGAAGGCUCCCACCCACUGCAUAUCAACGCUGCUGCUGAUGGAUGACGUGUCCAUGAUCGUCACGGGCUGUCAUGAUGGACAGAUAUGUCUCUGGGACAUCUCUCCAGACUUAGAGGUUAAUCCCAGAGCUCUGUUGUUUGGUCACACAGCCUCAAUUACGUGUUUAUCAAAGGCCUCUGCUUCCAGUGAAAAGCAGUACAUAGUGAGCGCGUCGGAGAGCGGGGAGAUGUGUCUGUGGGAUGUGAAUGAUGGGAGAUGCAUAGAGUUUACGAAGCUAGCCUGCACACACACUGGCAUACAGUUCUAUCAGUUCACAGUCGGGACUCAGCGUGAAGGGAGACUGUUAUGCCAUGGACACUAUCCAGAAAUUCUUGUUGUGGAUGCUACCAGCCUUGAAGUUCUUUAUUCUUUGUUAUCAAAAAUAUCUCCCGACUGGAUCAGCUCCAUGACUAUCAUUAAAUCCAAUAGAACACAAGAGGAUACCGUUGUAGCAGUUUCGGUGACUGGCAUCCUGAAAGUAUGGAUAAUAACCUCUGAAGUGAGUCGCAUGCAGGAUACCACACCAAUAUUUGAAGAGGAGUCAAAACCUAUUUAUUGUCAGAACUGUCAAAGCAUUUCUUUCUGCGCAUUUACCCAGCGGUCGUUGUUGGUAGUGUGCUCCAAGUACUGGAGGGUUUUUGAUGCUGGAGAUUAUUCCCUUUUAUGCUCAGUCCCAAGUGAAAAUGAACAGACCUGGACCGGUGGUGACUUUGUGUCAGCUGAUAAAGUGAUUGUUUGGACAGAAGAUGGACAAAGUUUCAUAUAUAAAUUACCAGCCAGCUGUCUACCAGCUAGUGAUUCAUUUCGCAGAGAUGUGGGAAAAGCAGUAGAAAAUCUAAAUCCUCCUUUAUUGUACAGCAUAUUGGACAGAGCAGAUAAACAGUUACUUAUAUGUCCCCCAGUUACUCGAUUCUUCUACGGACGUAGGGAGUUUGCCUAUAAGCUGCUAAUCCAAGGAGACUCUUCAGGAAGACUGUGCAUUUGGAGUGUGCCUGAAAAUCUUGAACAAGAUAAUGCAGAAGGACUGCAAACAACAACUUCAAUAUCCCUCCAGGAAGCUUUUGAUAAACUUACUCCUCGCCCAGCUGGGAUUAUAGACCAACUAAGCUUAAUACCAAACUUCAAUGAACCACUUAAAGUUACGGCCAGUGUGUAUAUCCCAGCACAUGGGCGUUUGGUCUGUGGUCGGGAAGAUGGGAGCAUUGUUAUUGUGCCAGCAACACAAACUGCUAUAGUUCAGCUUUUGCAAGGAGAGCAUAUGCUUCGGAGAGGCUGGCCACCUCACCGGACUCUCAGAGGCCAUCGAAACAAAAUUACAUGCUUACUGUAUCCUCAUCAGGUUUCUUCUCGUUAUGAUCAAAGGUAUUUGAUCUCAGGUGGUGUGGAUUUCUCAGUCAUCAUGUGGGAUAUAUUUUCUGGAGAGAUGAAACAUAUCUUCUGUGUACAUGGUGGUGAAAUUACACAGCUUCUAGUUCCACCAGAAAACUGUAGUGCAAGAGUCCAGCACUGCAUUUGCUCUGUUGCCAGUGAUCACUCGGUAGGUCUUCUGAGUCUGCGGGAGAAAAAGUGCAUCAUGCUGGCAUCCCGUCACCUUUUCCCUAUUCAAGUAAUAAAGUGGAGGCCUUCUGAUGACUACCUGGUAGUGGGAUGUUCAGAUGGGUCUGUGUAUGUCUGGCAAAUGGAUACUGGUGCACUGGACAGGUGUGUGAUGGGAAUAACAGCAGUAGAAAUCUUGAAUGCCUGUGAUGAGGCAGUUCCAGCAGCCGUGGACUCCCUCAGUCAUCCCGCUGUCAACCUGAAGCAGGCCAUGACUCGGCGUAGCCUGGCUGCUCUGAAAAACGUGGCACAUCAAAAACUGCAGACUCUUGCCACUAACCUGCUAGCUUCUGAAGCAUCCGACAAAGGGAAUUUACCUAAAUAUUCACAUAACUCCCUGAUGGUUCAAGCUAUAAAGACUAACUUAACAGAUCCAGAUAUACACGUGCUCUUCUUCGAUGUAGAGGCCCUGAUUAUUCAGCUGCUGACUGAAGAGGCCUCGAGACCCAACAGUGCACUCAUUUCUCCAGAGAAUUUGCAGAAGGCAUCUGGCGGUUCUGACAAGGGAGGCUCCUUUUUGACUGGCAAACGAGCAGCCGUCCUCUUCCAGCAGGUCAAGGAGACGAUCAAAGAGAAUAUCAAGGAGCAUCUUCUCGAUGAUGAGGAUGAGGAUGAAGAAUCAAUAAGGCAGAGAAGAGAGGAUGGUGACCCGGAAUAUCGCUCUAGCAAAUCUAAACCAUUAACUUUAUUAGAGUAUAAUCUAACCAUGGAUACAGCAAAGCUUUUCAUGUCUUGUCUUCAUGCCUGGGGCUUGAAUUCUGUUCUAGAUGAGCUUUGCCUUGAUCGCCUGGGGAUGCUUAAGCCACACUGUUCUGUGUCCUUUGGCCUCCUGUCUAGAGGUGGCCACAUGUCUCUGAUGCUUCCCGGUUACAAUCAGUCUGUAGGUAAACCAUCCUACGAGGGCGUGGAGCUGGGAAGGAAAAUGUCCAUUACAGAAGGACUCGGGAAGGGGACAUACGGUGUGUCGCGUGCAGUCACCACUCAGCACCUCCUGUCUGUCAUCUCGCUGGCAAACACGCUGAUGAGCAUGACUAAUGCAACUUUUAUUGGAGACCACAUGAAGAAAGGCCCAGCCAGGCCACCUCGGCCUGGCACUCCAGAGAUGACAAAAGUGAAGGCACCUCCUUCAAUGUCAAGUCAUGCAGCUCAAGGACAAAUCAAGCAAGUUGCUCCUGCUGUUUCUUCUAGCACUGAAGCUGGUCACUCUGGCUCUGACACUGCUCCUACUUUACAUACCUGUUUCUUAGUAAAUGAAGGGUGGAGCCAGCUGGCCGCUAUGCACUGCGUGAUGCUCCCCGACCUGCUGGGGCUGGACAAGUUCCGACCUCCUCUCCUGGAGAUGCUGGCCCGCCGGUGGCAGGACCGGUGCCUGGAGGUAAGAGAAGCUGCCCAGGCCUUAUUGUUAGCAGAACUGAGAAGAAUCGAGCAGGCAGGUCGGAAGGAGACAAUUGAUGCGUGGGCUCCGUAUUUGCCACAGUACAUUGACAGUGUUAUAUCACCUGGAGUAACCUCGGAAGCCAUUCAAACUGCUACAGCAAGCCCGGACGCGCUGGGGACAGAGGCAAAAGUUCAGGAGGAAGAGCAGGACCUGGCUGAUGACGACAUCGCAGCAGGUUGUCUGUCUGGUCUCCCGCAGAUGAAGAAAAUCUCUACCUCUUACGAGGAGCGCAGGAAGCAAGCUACUGCCAUCGUCUUGCUGGGGGUGAUCGGGGCAGAAUUUGGAGCUGAAAUUGAGCCUCCCAAACUCUUGACUCGGCCACGUAGCUCUAGUCAAAUUCCCGAGGGAUUUGGUUUAACUAGCGGUGGAUCAAAUUAUUCCCUGGCGAGGCAUACGUGCAAGGCACUGACGUUUCUGCUGCUGCAGCCGCCGAGCCCCAAGCUGCCCGCGCACAGCACCAUCCGCAGAACUGCCAUCGACCUGAUCGGCCGCGGCUUCACCGUCUGGGAGCCCUACAUGGACGUCUCUGCUGUGCUCAUGGGCCUUCUGGAGCUCUGUGCCGAUGCCGAGAAGCAGCUUGCUAACAUCACAAUGGGGCUGCCCCUGAGCCCGGCAGCCGACUCUGCCCGCUCGGCGCGACACGCGCUCUCGCUCAUCGCCACCGCCAGACCACCCGCCUUCAUCACCACCAUCGCCAAGGAGGUGCACAGACACACCGCCCUGGCUGCAAACACGCAGUCUCAGCAGAAUAUCCACACCACCACUCUUGCUCGGGCUAAAGGAGAGAUCUUACGAGUCAUUGAAAUACUCAUUGAGAAGAUGCCUACCGAUGUUGUGGACCUUCUGGUGGAGGUUAUGGACAUCAUCAUGUAUUGCCUUGAAGGAUCUUUAGUUAAGAAGAAAGGCCUUCAGGAAUGCUUUCCAGCCAUCUGCAGGUUCUACAUGGUCAGCUAUUACGAGCGGAGUCACAGAAUAGCAGUUGGAGCUCGCCAUGGUUCAGUGGCCCUCUACGACAUCCGGACUGGGAAAUGUCAGACGAUCCAUGGUCACAAAGGGCCCAUAACUGCAGUGGCUUUUGCUCCUGACGGCCGGUACCUCGCCACCUACUCCAACUCCGACAGCCACCUCUCCUUCUGGCAGAUGAACACGUCCCUGCUGGGCAGCAUCGGGAUGCUCAACUCGGCGCCGCAGCUGCGCUGCAUCAAGACGUACCAGGUGCCGCCCGUGCAGCCGGCCUCCCCCGGCUCGCACAACGCGCUGCGGCUGGCCCGCCUCAUCUGGACCUCCAACCGCAACGUCAUCCUCAUGGCUCACGACGGCAAGGAGCACCGCUUCAUGGUCUAGGGGAAGCCGCCCGCGCUAGAAACACAUUUCUGUCUCCAAACCCCGUGUAAUUCUCCCUUUCUUUGUCUCUGUGCUCCACACACCGAUCGCCCCCCAGCGCCCCACGGACCGGCCAGGCUGCGGCGGCUCG
Oxyura jamaicensis (ruddy duck) is the source of this 4636-nucleotide messenger RNA. RefSeq names its product WD repeat domain 7 (gene WDR7). The transcript has 28 exons. Gene Ontology annotation, molecular function: protein binding. The record is from RefSeq and is a predicted model, not a curated record. The coding region runs from base 46 to 4506 and encodes 1486 amino acids. Lineage: Eukaryota; Metazoa; Chordata; Aves; Anseriformes; Anatidae. Gene Ontology annotation, cellular component: cytoplasm.